Molecule: messenger RNA, 1496 nt
Organism: Somion occarium
Lineage: Eukaryota; Fungi; Basidiomycota; Agaricomycetes; Polyporales; Cerrenaceae
Source: the annotation of a GenBank genome assembly
GAUCCUUUCUGUCAAUUGGCAGCUUGAGUACAAUUGUUAGUGCAGCCCAAUCACCUAGCCUACAACGAAUACAGGGUCAUCCCGAGUCUUGUUAGAAACGCGUACCGCUUGAUUAUAGUACAACUGUCAUGCGUCAUAUGCGAGAGUAAGUCGUUUGGAGACUUCAUCUCGUGGGACCUUCCGUAGCGGAGUUAUCGAGCACACUUCCAGCCAUUUCCAUAACCCUGCAUUCACAUCGUAGCACCCAUUUGCUGUCCGACCUGAACCACACGGCUUCAUACGCGAUAUUCGCCAUAACUAAUUCUGGGAAGUUCGGCUGCUCCAGUUCCAUAUUACCGAUGAUUUGACUUGCUUUCGCCGCGAUUCUUCAGCGAAUGCCGUAUCAGGACAGGCCGUUGCUUCCGAAAUUCAGCAGAGCGCCAACCAAGGACGAAUGGAAGUCAAUGAGAAUUCGUCCACCCGCUCCGCCCGAAAGACGUCGAUUGACUGUGCCGCCCUGCGCAGGUACUGUACGUACAUAUGUCAGCCGAAGUGAGUUUCGACCAAUAUCUGAGAUCCAUGUAUCAAUAUAUACAGAAGUGUGGAUGGGCGUCGUGAUAUCCUCGUUCUUCGAAGGAAGGCGGCCUCAGCCAUUUGAUUGCUUUCAAAUAAUCCGAACAAGCGUCAAGAUGCCCAAGAGCCGCAAAACGACAUUGCAGCAAUACCUACGGAAGGACAGAUGCCAGCGCGGGAAACAGCCUAGCCAGCGGGUCUUGGAAUUGUUUCCGGUGCAAAUCCUUACAACUACGGGCGCCACGCUACCCCAAACGCUUCCCAAAUUCACGCCUGUUUGUCACAUUGGUCCAAACUCGAGGCAUGAGAUUUCCGAACGGUGUUUCCUGGUAACACAGCUGUAUCCUCAAGUCUUCUUCUACACAGCCAAUCCUCAUGUUCAACACUUUGGUUCAUAUGACAGCCAACAGAUCAAUCCAUCGAUCCUGCAGGGAACGGAGUAUUUAAUGACAUAUUCUCGGUUGCGUCUCGAAUUUGUUCCGCUCUCAAACAGCAUGACCCGGCUGUUGAUUGUGAUGGUUUUUCCAAUCCAAUGCCUCCGCCUUCUGUUCCCUAUGCCUCGUUGCGCAUCCUGGACAGCUGGGACAGUUCCAAGGAGCCUUGCCGCACAGCUGCGGAUGACCUUGAGUCCAUGACCUAGGUGGUUCUGCAUGCCAUUCUUAGCUGCCUUAUUGCGAAAAAGCAGAAUGACGCUCUCGGUCCGACAGGGUGUAUUAAAAGCAUUGACGUGGAAGGCCCCAGGCAUUUGUUACUGCACGGUACCGAGAAGCAUCGAGCCAUAUAAAGAGAGACUUGGCGAGCUGCUGGAAAUCACUUCAAUGAACUUCGCCGCUGUGGAAAAACUUAUCAGGGCAGGAAAGCUUUUUGAGAAGGACAUAGGGGACAUGCUGUGCGAUUGUGGACCCUGCCGUCGCCAAUGGGUGGAAUACACUCAACCGAAGGAC